UUUUCAACCGAAUGUAUCUGGUAUGUGCGUAUUUCCACCUGAAUUUGGCGGAAGAAUUCCAGUUGAUAUCGCAACAAAUGAACAUUUGUCAUAUUAUGGAUGUUGUUUAGCUAGUAGUGCACAAACGAAAGUUUCACUAUUUCAUCGACAUUGUUUACAAGAUUUUGUGUAUAAAGAAAAUUAUGUACAAGAUUAUGUUAAAAAUGAUGGACACGGUGGAUUGGAAAAGCAUAGUUUUGCACAUUUGGAUUGUCCGUUAGGUGAUAAUAGUGGCUAUUUUAUAUUAGGGAGAUUCGUUGAUAAAAACAACAGUGAAUUGCAUUUAACAGGAUUUCAUAUACCAACAAAACACACAUUAUAUGUUCCACCAUUGACAAUUCAUAGUAACGAUUAUUUGAAAGGUACAUGGCGAACAAUGUUAUCUGAUGAAGCGAGUAUUGAUCAUGUUAGCUUAACUCAUCAUCAUCGACUUAAUGGACAUGAUACAUACGAACAUUUUACAUUCGAGUUUGUUCAAUAA
Didymodactylos carnosus is the source of this 520-nucleotide messenger RNA. The record is from the annotation of a GenBank genome assembly. Lineage: Eukaryota; Metazoa; Rotifera; Eurotatoria; Philodinida; Philodinidae.